This is a messenger RNA of Hydra vulgaris (swiftwater hydra), 2537 nucleotides long. RefSeq names its product putative leucine-rich repeat-containing protein DDB_G0290503. Gene Ontology annotation, biological process: cilium assembly; chemical synaptic transmission; mitochondrion organization. The record is from RefSeq and is a predicted model, not a curated record. Lineage: Eukaryota; Metazoa; Cnidaria; Hydrozoa; Anthoathecata; Hydridae. Gene Ontology annotation, cellular component: ciliary transition fiber; centriole.
UGUGACAAAUAAAAAAUCAAAAAUUACUAAAACAAAAACAUACAACAAAAACUUGAAAAAAUAUUCAUGGAGGCGUUCGCAUCGCCAUAUUGAUUCUUAUCUACUUCCAUCAGUUGCAUUGGUUAUUGCCAUUCCAAGUGCUAAAAAAAUCAAUCUAAGCUUGUCACAUUCUUCUAUAGUACUUGCUUUAGGGUUUAUUUCAAGAGUAGCUCAAUUGUUUGUUGGGGACUUAAUCCAUGGUGUUGUAUUUCCUCCAAUUUCACCCACAUGUAUAGUGUCAGAUGAUUCUGACAGUGUUAAUGUAAGCCAAUCAGACAGUUUGUAUGCAAAAGUGUCAAAGAAAAGAAAGUUUAAACCAAAUGAUACUAACUGUAUUGAAAAUAUAUCAACUGCUGCUGAAAGAAAAGAAGUACAUGGUAAUGCACAAGAUAGUUUAACUUCAGAAAAAUGCAGUUCCACUCAAAACCUAAAGUUAAAAAAUGAAGAACAAAGUAAGCAUACGCAUAAAACAAGCUCUGAGCAUUUUCAAGUUGUAUCUCCACAAAUCAUAUCUUCGCAAGAUAAACUGUCUUUGGUGUCACAUCCUUCAGGAGAUAACAAGUUUGUAGAUAUAAAUAAAACUAAAGAAAACUUCAAUAAAAGUUUACCUAAAGAUUCUAUGACAAUAAAAGAAGACUUAAAUGAAUGUGAAGAUUUUAUAAAGUUAAAAACAUUAAAUAAAAAUGUAAGUACUAGAGAAAAAAGUUACUCAAAGGAUGCACAGAAUGAUACAAUUCAAAAUAUAACUGCGCUCAAACAAAAUGACUCCAUAGACAGCAUAUUAAUAAAUAGUGACAAAAAAAUGUCUUUUCAAAAAGAUGCAUUUAGUUUUGAUACAAAAGAUAUUUCAAAUUCUGGAAACUACUCACUAAAUGUUAUUCAUAAUACAUCACCUGAAGAUUAUACUGCAGAUGGUGCAGUAAAAAUAACUCCUAAAAAGAACAAAUACAAAAAUGAUUUUGUGUCUAAUAAUAAUCAUAAAGAUAAUGAAAUAAAGCAAUUCAAUUCAUUUGAUGAGGACUUGCUACCAAUUUUUAAUUCUCUUAAUACUUUAAUAGAAAAAGGUUCAUCUUAUGGUUAUAAUUCCAGUGAAUUUAUGCACUCAAUUAGUAGACUAAACCAGUAUUCUGAAAUGUUAAAUGAGACAUUAAAAAAAGUUAACUGUAACCUAUUCACUGGCUGCAACUGUGGUGCUUUAAAUAAUUCUCAACUCAUUGAAUUUCAUGAGAACAUGAAUCAUUUUAAAAAACAAAAUGAAAUUUUAUGUAGUGAAAAUGAAGCAUUGAGAAAUAUUGUUUUGAGAUUAAAUCAAGAGGUUGCAAAUUUGAAGAAAGACAAAGAAAAUGUUGAAGACAAAAAUAUUAGCAAUGAGUAUAUAUCUGGAUUACUGUCUAGUUACGAUCAGCAGCUUAAAGAAAAAGAUGACAUAAUUGUAUCACUUAAGGAAAUUAAAGAUAAAAUGAUUCCGGAAGAUAAGUGGAAUGCAUUAAAGGAGCAAGCAAAGAUUGUUCUUGAGGAAUAUGAAGAUUCAAUAAAGCAGAUACAUUUGUAUAAAGAAACUAUUUGCAAGUUAACCAAUGAACACUCUCUUAAAAUGAUAGAGUUGGAAAAUCAGCUUACUGAACAGAGUAAAGGAAAGAAAUAUGCAGAACAAGAGUUACUUGAACUCAAAGAUGGUUAUUUACUUUUGAAAUCUCAAAUUGAAAAAUUUGAAAAAAGUCAAGGAAGUAUCAUUUUGUUGAACGAUCAUCUUAAAAUUGUUGAAAACUUGAACAAGGAGCACAAAAAUGAAAUGAACCAACUUAUUUCUAAAACGGAUGAUAUGUCUUUUAAACUUGCUGCAUUAACCAAAGAAAGAGAUACAUUAGCAGUUCAAACUAGUGAGUUGUAUGCUGAAAAUCUUUGUCUUUUAUCUCAAGUAAAAACUAUCGAAAAACAUACUAGAGCACAGAAAAAACAAAUUAAUCAACAAAUGAAAGAAAUUGAAUCUCUGAAAAAAAUGGACUUGACCACAAAAGAAACGUUAUCUCAAGUUAUAAAAGUGGCAGAAUAUGUAAAACAAGAAAGAGACAACCUAACUGAUCAAAUGAACCAAAAAAAAAGUGAGGAAAUUUUAGCUUCUCAUCAAGAAAGUGUUGAGCUGAAAAGAUUACAACAUCAUUUGAAGAUCAGUAAACUAAAAGCAAAGAAAAAGCUUAAUCAAUUGAAUCAAAGAUUACAAGAACAAAAUGAAGAGUUUGAUAAACUUCGAAAAACUUAUGAAAAUGAGCUAAACGACCUAAAAGAUAUAGUCAGACAAAAGCAGAACCACAUUGAGCGACUUAAUUUCAAUAAAAGUUCAUACGACGAACGUUUCAAUGAAUUAUGGUCAACGUUUCACGAAAAUGACAAAGUCUGACAUGAUUUGCGGAUGUCAAGAUUUGCGCAUUUACCACCUCAAUUGUUAUUUAUUGUGGCAAACAUAAAUUGUUUACGUGAAUUUGUUUCAUUAAAAAUUA